This is a messenger RNA of Prorocentrum cordatum, 2631 nucleotides long. The record is from the annotation of a GenBank genome assembly. Lineage: Eukaryota; Dinophyceae; Prorocentrales; Prorocentraceae.
GGCAUGCAGGUGCCGAACACGCAGGAGGCGGCCCAGCUGGCAGCUGCCGACGACGAUAUCAUCGCCGACUGCGGUCGAGAUGAUGUGCGGGCGGCUGUGGAGAAGCGCAAGAGGAUCCACGGCGCCGAGCAGUCGGAUGCCAUCUUCGCAGAUAUAUUCCAGAAGGUCGACGCGAAGAAGGGCCGGCUCCGCCAGGUGCGCGCGGCGCCCGUGGCCACGAACACGGGGCUCGUCGCCGACGCCGAGAAGUACGCGGAGAUCGUGGAGAGAGAGCGCCCCAACUGGAGCUCGGAUCUCAAGCGCAUCGGCCUCGCGGCCCUCUGCGUGUACCGCUCCCGCCCAGUGGACGUGGGGACCGUGCAGCACGUGCAAAUGAUCUGGAUCAUACUUGGUGGCCGCCUUCUCCGCGCCCACAACGGGCGGGCUUACUUCUACGAUCAACGUCUCGGUUACUUCGACGUCUUCGACGGCCUCCUCCCGCCAGAGCUGCUCUUCGCGGCGUCUCGCUUCAUGCUGACUCUGGAAGGAAUAUUCAGGGAUUUCCCGUGCGGCGUGGAGCGAAAGGAUUCCGCCGUGCUCGCGGCCAUCGACAGCGCCGUGGAGAAUGCGGUUGCGAAGAUCAACGGAGACAUAUCUUACGCAGUUAAGGAGGCGGCCGCGCUCGUCUCGUUCCGCGACAACUGCGUCUUCAACAAGGGAAAUGCGAUCCUGCAAAAGGCCAAGGGCAAGGGCAAGGGCGUCGCGGCGCAGGCGCCCGAUGGCGAGGGCGAGGGCGAGGGGCGGGGGCGCGGCGCUGAGGACGCCGAGGGCGACGACCUCACCAGGGCGUCCGACGCGUGGCACAUCGCAGUCGCCCAGACUAUCAGCAAGGUAUCGACCAAAUUACAGACGGAACUUCUCAGCAGCAAAAUCAUGUCGUACUUUAUUGAAUGGUGCUCUCAGGACACCAUGCGAUCUGCUGGCGUCGCCUACGAAGACUGCAUCGUGAAGUACGAUGUGCUGGGUAGUCCUGUGACAUUUUCUUCUGAGCGAUCACCUGAGAAUUCGGUUUACAUUGGCAUCCGCUCGCAGCUCCUGUCCACCGACCCCGUGCUCGACGCGGCGGUGGCCCGCGUGCAGAAGAUAUAUUCACAGACGUUCUGGUCCAUUCCAGAUGCUUUCGUGUUCGGGCAGGCGGCCCAGGCGCUCGCGAAGAGAGGCUACAACGUUGACACCAUCACAGUGUACUGGGGACCUGGCGGCGUCGGCCUGAGUCUCCUUACGAGUCAUUUGGAGGCGAUGUAUGGCCACAAGAAUCACAAAUAUUUCGAUCCCAAUGUAUUUUUCGUCGAUGACGAGUUACGCAAAGUGGUCGAGCUGCUGGUCGACGGCUUUAUCUUCACAGGUCAAGAACGACCCAGCGGACAACGCGGAACCAUGCGGGAGGAUUGCGGCUCUGGCGUCAAACGCACCGCGGCUGGCAUAUUGGACUUACUCAAGAAAUUUGCCACAGCGGAGGGAGUUUCUGGAAGACUUCCCUAUUCAAUCUUGACCAAGAUGUUUCGCAUUGUGGGUUGGAAGAGACUCGAGGUCAACAAGUUCCUGGUGUUUGACGAGAUCACAGAGCAGAACGUGGAGUCUUUGAUGCGCAGGCUUGCCGUGGUGAAGAUACAGGCGCGGUUUUUCGAUCGCCUGUAUGUUGAGGAGAACUUCGGUGACGCCGCGGCCGCCGGGAUCUUCGCCCGUGACCCAGAUGCGAAGGAGUUUCUCAUGUCCUCCGUCGGCGUCGCCGCUGGGCAUCGAGUGCAGUUCGCCUUCGAGGAUGAUCACGGCGCAGAGGCGUGUCGCGACAUUAUCGUUCGGUAUGCGCGCUGUGGUGGCGAUCGAGGAAUCACGGAGAAGUCGCUGCGGCAGGCUUGUGGCCUCCUCGAGAAGACGUCGAACGUGGCUGGGUCCCUGCAGGCGGAGAUCGACGCGCCCAACUCGCAGGGGCAUGGGUGCACAGCCCCCAAGGAGUGGUUAGAUUUCAGCAUGGCUCUCAUUCAAGAAUGUCAAAAGAAAAACAUGGACUUCCUUACGCUUCCAGCUUUCAAGGCGAUGUCGCUGCCGACCAGUUGCAAGCUUCCUGCCCCUAAGCCGAAGGCCUUUCAGCGCCUGCAGACAGAGGGUCUAUGGGUGGGCAUUGGAACAGUGGGCAAGGCGGCCGAUCGCAUCGCGCCGCGCAUACGCACCAAGAACGGCAUGAGCGCGCUGAUCGACGAGAGCUCGAUGGGCGCGUGCAACUACCCAGAGGUCUACGACAUGAAGUCCUUUCGGUCAGUAUUCUUUGAGCACGGAGCUCGCAAAACUAACGCUGUGGUUCUGGCGGAUGCACUGGGCAAAGGCAUUCGGCGCCCCGGCCGACAGGCUGCCGAGAAGGCUGCGCGCGAGGCGGCGUGGUCGGAGAGGGCUGAAUCAGUUCGACGCAUGGAGUCUUUCAUCGAUACUUUGGCGAGCAGGGACAAGCGCGCCCAGGAAAUCAAGAGGAGGCGCCUCACGGCCAAGGCUAGCGGCCCGAGCUCGCAGGGGGAGUCGGCUCAUUUCGACGACGAGGUUUCGAUUACGGUUUCCACGGGGUACCAUCACAAGGUGGAGUGGCCGCCGCGAGCUUAA